AUGGGUCGGCCGGCAGCAGGGGGAUCGCGGGGGCCCGCGGCCGGCAGCGACGACGGCGCGGAGGUGUUCGAUUUCCUGGCGGCGAUCGUUAACGAUAUGGAGCAGGCAGGGGGGGGCAUGGAUCUCGAGCUGAGGGGCAAGAUCGAGGAGCUGCGAGCCGUGUCCUCAGCCAGUGUGGCGCAGACCAACUCGUCCAUGGAGCAGAUGCAGCAGCAGUUUGUGGCGUUGAGCCGGAGGCUGGGGGAUCUGGACAGGAGGGUGACGUCAGCCAUGCAGGACCCCACCAUGCGCCUCGUGCUGCAGGGCAGUGCGCCACUCUUCUCCCCCUCCCUGGGGGAAGGGGAGGACCGCCCUUCUCCCCCCUCCCUGGGGGAGGAGGGGGAGAGAGAGGGGGAUUUGGAGAGGAGAGGGGAGGGGAGUCAAGGAGUGGGGAGGGAGGGGGGCGAAGUGGGGGAGGGAAGUGGUGAGGCCGGGGGGAGCGGAGGGGUGAGAAGGGGAAGUGGGGGGAGUGGUGAGGAUGAGAGGAGGGAAGGUGAGGAGAGGAGGGAGGAAGAUGGGGGAAGGGGUGAUGGUGCUGGGGCCAGUGGUCGUGUGGGUGAAGGUGCCGUUGGGAGCAGCAGUGCAAGUGGUGAUCCUGCCAUUGCCGGUAGUGCUAACACCUAG
Messenger RNA from Closterium sp. Naga37s-1, 663 nucleotides. The record is from the annotation of a GenBank genome assembly. NCBI's taxonomy places the organism in Eukaryota, Viridiplantae, Streptophyta, Zygnematophyceae, Desmidiales, Closteriaceae.